Messenger RNA from Cuscuta epithymum, 2397 nucleotides. The record is from the annotation of a GenBank genome assembly. NCBI's taxonomy places the organism in Eukaryota, Viridiplantae, Streptophyta, Magnoliopsida, Solanales, Convolvulaceae.
CAUAUUUGUUGUUGUGAUAAUUUUUCAACUUUUAGUCGUUAGUUCAUCCAUGUAACUAAAUGGGUCUACUUUCUCCAACAAGUAUUUUUGGUUUCAACAAUUUUAUCUAAAUCUAAAUAAUAAUAUGUAUUUUCUAAAUCAGACAAUAGACUUCAGCAUCGUCUCAUUCAUCGAAAUACAAUCUUAAUAUAUAUGGUAUUUGAUGUAAUAAAGCUUCUAAGAUUGCCUCUUGCAUGCAGUCAUAUCCAGAAAUUGCAAACCUACUAAGAUCGAGGAGCUACAAAUGGGGAGGAGAUGCAAGGAAUUUUGAUAAAGAGGAAGCUUAUAUCGAGCUGGUAACCACUCCAAAUAACCCUGAUGGGGCCAUUAGGGAACCUGUGGUUAAUAGGCCUCAAGGAAAGGUUAUUUAUGACUUUGCCUAUUAUUGGCCACAUUACACUGCAAUUUCCUCUGCACCUAGCCAUGACCUUAUGCUCUUCACCUUCUCCAAGUGCACCGGCCAUGCUGGAUCAAGAAUUGGGUAAUUAAACUAAAUUGCUCUUUUCUUUUACUUUGUAGCAUUUUAUUAAAUGAAUCGCUAUUAAAUGCAAAACAAUUAUUUCAUACCACUUAAUUAGUCAUUAAUUGACGAAUACAUGAAAUUAGGUAGACUAUUGCAUAUGAAAAAUGUUACUUGUAUACAGUGAGUUACAUGUUGGUUUGCACGCCAAAUGUGUAAUGUUGGUUUACACGCCAAGUGUGUAUUAUCUAUGCACAGACAAUUGAUUUUCAUUUUAGUAAAGAGAGUUGUUUGUGACCUCGAAUUUUAUGUGCACAAACAAUAGUGUGUAUUAUCUAUGCAUAGACAAUUGAUUUUCAUUUUAGUAAAGGGAAUUGUUUGUGACCUCGAAUUUUAUGUGCACAGACAAUUCACUUUUUCGGGGACACAUACAAUUUGCUUUACUAAAAUGAAAAUCGAUUGUUUGUGCACAAAUAAUACAUAAUGUGUAAACUAACAUGUAACCCAGUGUGUACAAUUAGCAUUUUUCAUCGCAUAUUUACAAUUACUUGGCAUGAAAAUUAAUUAAAUUAAGUAUAUAAUAACACUCCUUAUGCUGAGUGAUGUAGGCAAGAUGAAAUGUUGGGGAGGGUCAAUUUAAAUAAUUACAUACUUCUCCGUCUUACUCGAUAAUGUCAAAACUUUUCUUUUCUAUUUGUAUAAAAAUUUGUUACUUUCUUUUUCAGGUACGUAGUAUUAAGAGCCCGUUUGGUAGCACAAAAAUCGGUUGUUUUGGCUGUUUCUGCUGAAAUUUAUGAAGUUCUGGCUGAAGUGGUUGUUUUGGCUGAUUCUAGAAAAAAAUAUUUUAAAAAUAUAUUUUAUUAAUAAAAUAAAGAAAAAAUUACAUGUAAAAAUAGCUAAAAUGGUCAUCUACAGUAACUUCAGCCAAUACAGCCAGAAAAGUAACUCCAACCUUACUUUUUCUGCUUAUUACACAAUUCAGCACGCGAAAGUAAAAAUUACGUGUUUGGUGAAAAAGCUGGUUGAUAAGCCUGAUAAGCCGAAAAAGGGGGUCUCUAAACGGGCUCUAAAUUUGUGAUUUCAUUUAUUUAUCUCUGUACGGGCUUAACCCGAGGCAUAUUAAAAUACUGAAUCUGAACAAAUAUUGAAAUAAGCGGCUAUUUAUGUAGGGAUUUUUGUAUCAUUAUAUUGAUCUUAUUAUAAUAAAAUAUAGCUAUCUACAUAUGAAUUGUAGUUGGGCUAUUGUAAGGAAUAAAGAAGUUGCAAAGAAGAUGACAAAGUUUAUUGAGGUGAGCACAAUUGGGGUAUCCAAAGACUCCCAACUGAGAGCAGCUAAGAUCCUUGGAGUUGUCUCAGAUAGCUGCUUUAGUGGUGAUGACUUCUUUACUUAUAGCCGAAAUAUUUUGAAGGAGAGAUGGCAAAGGUUAAGACAAGUUGUGAAGGGUAGUGAUCUAUUCCAUGUCCAAAAAUAUCCCAUUUUAUACUGCCAUUUUGCCAAAUCCAUGACCGAGACACUUCCAGCUUUUGCGUGGAUGAAGACAAUCAAGGGAGAGGUGGAUUGUGUGGAUCUGCUGAAGGAACACAAGAUUCUUGCGAGAAUUGGAACCCGAUUUGGUGUUGAAAGCAAUUUUGCAAGGAUAAGUAUGGUGUCCAAGGAUGAGGAGUUUAACACUUUUUUACGAAAGCUCUCAAUCAUCCAAGGAAGAGAUGAUCCCAUUGACGAUGAAAAUCAUACUCAUAUCUAAGGUUUUGAAUGAAGAGUUUGGAGAAAGAUGGAAAAGAGGAUUGAAUUUUUUAAAUAAUGUACUGUACAAUGUUUGUCGUGACUUUUUGAAUUUAAUAUUUUUAUACGUCUCACGCAAUUACAUUUAAAGCCAAUACAAACAAAUCAUUUUAAU